Molecule: messenger RNA, 1302 nt
Organism: Entamoeba invadens IP1
Lineage: Eukaryota; Evosea; Mastigamoebida; Endamoebidae
Exons: 1
Coding region: 1-1302 (433 amino acids)
Source: RefSeq, a predicted model, not a curated record
AUGGGAGGUAUGUUAGUUGAAACAACAAACACUGAAGGCACUGUUGAUAAUUGUGGUAUUCGUUUUGUAACAGCUUAUUACAAGGCAGACGGGUGUAUUGGAGAUCAAUAUCUUGAACAAUAUUUUUACAUCAGGGGAACUACCGACACUUGUUCUACUGUUUCAUAUCAUCAAUUACCAACAUGCUCAGAUACGGAACAUUAUGUUAUUCAAGAAGCUUAUUGUGCACCAUGCGGGCCAAACGAAAUUAUCGAUUUUCAGACUUCGUAUUACUGUGUACCAUUAUGUCGAUAUUAUGUGCCAAAUUGUGAAGUGUGUAGUAGUGCAUCAACGUGUCUAAAAUGUGAAGACGGGUAUAUUUCAAAGGAUGGACAAUGCCAGACGUGCCAGUACUAUGGAGAGUGUUAUCAAUGUGAUAUUAAUAAAUGUACUGCGUGCAGUGCAAAUUACAAAUAUGACUCUGAAACAUUAAAAUGUGGAUUUUGUGAGUUAGAAUUGGGAUAUUAUGUCAGUGGAAACGACUGUAAUAGGUGCAAUGCAAACUGCACGUUGUGUACAAGUGUUACAAUAUGUACGGAGUGUAAAGAUGGGUUUUACUUAAAAGAUUCUACGUGUUUGCCAUGCACAGUAACUAACUGUUUUAAAUGCACCGAAUUUGAAUGUUUGGGGUGCCAAACGGUAUUUUAUCUCAACGACAACAAGCUGUGUAAUUCGUGUUCGGAGUUUGGUAAUUGCACCGAGUGUACAAUUGAUGUGUGCACUGUUUGUUUCGAUAAGAUGUAUUACAACACAACAACUAAAAUAUGUGAGAAUUGUGUUGAAGGGUGUGACGUUUGUGACAAUUCGUAUUCGUGCAACGUAUGUAAUAACACGUAUUACCAUUAUAAAGAAGAUGAAAUGAAGUGUGCCACGUGUCCAAUAGAUAAUGGAUACUACCUCAGAGGAAUGGAUUGCAAAAAUUGCAUCAAGAAUUGUCUAAGUUGUACUGAGAGUGACAAUUGCCAAUUCUGUGAAAACACUUUUUAUUCAGAAACCAUUGAAAACACGACGACAAAUGUUUGUGUGGAAUGCACAGAAGUUGAUGCAAAUUGUUUGUUGUCUACAAAUGAAAAGCAGUGCACAGCAUGUUAUCCAACAUAUGGCGUCUUUUCUGGUCGAUGUCACAAGUGUUCAGAAGAGUAUUUCGAUUGUGUGGAAUGUAAUGAUACUGUGUGUUUACAAUGCGGAGACGGAAUCUGGACUUUGGUCCAAAUAGACUUUGGUUCAAAUAGACAUUGGUUCAAAUUCUUGAUUGGAAAAUAA